Fusarium mangiferae is the source of this 1062-nucleotide messenger RNA. RefSeq lists its product as uncharacterized. The transcript has a single exon. NCBI's taxonomy places the organism in Eukaryota, Fungi, Ascomycota, Sordariomycetes, Hypocreales, Nectriaceae. Gene Ontology annotation, molecular function: zinc ion binding; oxidoreductase activity. The record is from RefSeq and is a predicted model, not a curated record. Bases 1 to 1062 code for a protein of 353 amino acids.
AUGGCAUCGAGUAGCACGCUCCCUCUUACCAUGCGCGCUGCCCAAUGGCGCUCAAUCAAAGGCGGCAUCGACAAGAAUCUCACUCUCGUUGCUGAUGCUAAACUACCCAAAAAUGCUUCAUCGCUUCCCAAAGGACAAACCCUCAUCAAAGUCGCAUACGCAUCGGUCAAUCAUCUCGAUUACAAAAUCGCUGAGAUGCCUCUCACUAACUUUAUGUUCUCUAAACCUGCCACGCCAGGCCUUGACUUCUCCGGCACGAUUGUCUCUACGGCACUGGUUGGGUUCCAGCCUGGACAGAAGGUAUUUGGAAGGACAGAGUUACCGAUUGGGGGAACUCUUGCCGAGUAUGUUGUUGUUGGGAGUAAGGGAAUGGCGGGUCUGCCGGAUGGUGUUGAGCUUAGAGAUGCAGCCUGCGUUGGAAUUUGCGGGACAACGGCGUUGCAGUGCAUGUCUCCGUUUGUUAAAGCGGGUGAUAGAGUGCUCAUAAAUGGUGGUAGCGGAGGUGUUGGUGUUUUUGCAAUGCAGGUUGCCAAAGCAUUGGGAUGCUCUCAUGUCACGGUCACUUGCUCCGCUUCCAAUGCCGACUUCUGUCGAAGCCUUAGUGCCGAUGAGACCAUUGACUACAAGUCUGAAGACCCAAUCGAAGUUCUCAAGAAGAAGGAGGAUAAGUUUGACUUAGUUCUCGACACCAUCUUCAACGAUCCGAAUCUUUACUGGCAGUCCCAUCAAUAUCUCAAACCUGAAGGCCAGUAUGUUUGCGUAGGUCUACCACCACGCUUUCAAACAUUUAAAUCCCUCCUUGCCAUCAAUCUGUUACCGAGAUGGCUAGGUGGUGGGAAGAGGAAGUUCAAGUAUCACUCUGUAACCGCAAACGGGAAAGACUUUGGACAGUUUGCGGAUUGGAUGAGAGAGGGAAAGGUGAGGGCUGUUAUUGAGGAGGAGUUUGGGCUGGAGGAUGCAGGAAGGGCUUAUGCGAGACUGAAAGAAGGUCGGACAAAAGGAAAGUUGGUUGUACGCGUUGAGGGUGAAGCUGAUGUGAGUUCUCAAGGUAUGGAUCAGUGA